Scheffersomyces amazonensis is the source of this 1162-nucleotide messenger RNA. It is a transcript of the gene RFA2, whose product is annotated as Rfa2p. The coding region runs from base 391 to 1149 and encodes 252 amino acids. The record is from RefSeq and is a predicted model, not a curated record. Gene Ontology annotation, molecular function: single-stranded DNA binding. NCBI's taxonomy places the organism in Eukaryota, Fungi, Ascomycota, Pichiomycetes, Serinales, Debaryomycetaceae. The transcript has a single exon. Gene Ontology annotation, biological process: double-strand break repair via homologous recombination; nucleotide-excision repair; DNA replication. Gene Ontology annotation, cellular component: nucleus; site of double-strand break; chromosome, telomeric region.
UAAAUAGUUAAGUACUGAAGCUCUAUAUAGUGAAAAAAAAUACUAUGUAUGAUCAAUCAAUCAAUCAAUCAAUCAAUACAUUGAUAAAGAAAUAUCCUAUUAAAAAAUAUUGUAUAUAAGCAAAUAACUAUCACCAAAUACUUCAAGUGUGCUACAUAAUAUAUAAUAUAUAAUAAAUAAUAAAUGUCGUAGCACUACUAUGAUACCAGUAGUCAUUCAUCAGAUAACUAAUUGUUGAUAAUAUCGAAAGGUGCGCGCGUCUGUAACCAAAAGAUUAAAAUAAAUAAUUUAAAAGUAUACUGCGCGUUAUUAUUACGGAUGUUAAUCAUUUACUUUAUUAGUAAUAACAUAUUAACAUAUUAUUAACAUAUAUAUUAACAUAUAAGAAUAAUGUCUGAUUUUGGAAAUUAUGGAGGUUAUGGAGAUGGAGGAUUUAGUACUGAUGUUGGAGGUGGAUUCAGUACUGAUAGUGGAGUCAAUGAAAGAUCACAAACUAGAACUAGUUUAACUCCUGUAACAAUUAAACAAAUUAAUGAUGCUCAUCAAGAUAUUCCUGAUGGAGAAUUUAAAAUUCAUAAUAAUGAAUUAAAUAUGGUAAGUUUUGUUGGAAUUAUAAGAAAAGUUGAAGAACAAGCUUCUGGUGUUAUUAUAAAAGUUGAAGAUGGAACUGGUAGUAUUGAUAUUAAAAGAUGGACAGAUAAAAGUGGUAGUUUACUGGAAGAUUUAGAGAAAUAUAAUCAAGAAUUAAAUAAAUAUAUUUUUGUAAGUGGAGCUUUAAAAAGUUUUAAUGAUAGAAAGUCUAUUCAAAAUUCAGUUAUUUAUCCUGUAACAGAUCAUAAUCAAAUAUUAUAUCAUCAUUUAAGUGCAAUAAAUGCUCAUUUAAAAGCUCAAGGUGUUACUAAUAAAUCUUCUCAACCAACAAAUGGAUUAUUUGUUUCUGAAAAUGAUAAUUCUUCUGUAUCACCUGAAGAUCUUGUUUUUAAUAUUGUUAGAGAUAAUUCUUAUUCAAUGCCAUCAGGUGUAAGUAUUGCACUUAUUACUCAGAAAUCAACUUUAUCAAAUGCUGAAAUCCAUUUUAUCUGUCAAAAUUUAACAGAACAAGGUAAACUUUAUCAAGGUUCAGAUGAAGAUAGUUACUUAUGUGUUUAAAUUUAUAUAUAUU